Messenger RNA from Oryza brachyantha (malo sina), 3320 nucleotides. Its product is annotated as leishmanolysin homolog. Gene Ontology annotation, molecular function: metalloendopeptidase activity. The transcript has 16 exons. The record is from RefSeq and is a predicted model, not a curated record. Gene Ontology annotation, biological process: proteolysis; cell adhesion. Bases 407 to 2944 code for a protein of 845 amino acids. Gene Ontology annotation, cellular component: membrane; cytoplasm. NCBI's taxonomy places the organism in Eukaryota, Viridiplantae, Streptophyta, Magnoliopsida, Poales, Poaceae.
GACUAAAAUCCACCACCACCACCACUACGCCUCCACCUCCACCUCCCCGCGUCCCCGCCUCCUCCUCCUCAUCGUCUCUCUCUCUCUCCUCUGGGGGUUGGGCCGCUGCUCGCCGGCUCCACCAAACCCUAAUCGCGCGCGGGGGGCGCCGCCUGCGUCGAUCUGCGGCGAGCCGCGAGCCGCGAGCCGAGCCGGCGUGGGGGGUGGUCCUGGUGUGGGGACCGUCCCGUCCCGUUGCGUCUCGGCGGCGGCGGUGCGGCGGGAGGGGGGGGGGAGGACGCGGUGCGGUGUGGGGAUUCGGAGGUGGGGUGAUGAGGUGGAUGAGGGUGGGUGACGCGGGGGCGUCGUCGCCCGAGGGGCGGUGAAUGGAAGCGGCGAGGGGGGCUGGGGCUGCGGGCGGCCAUACAUGGAGGACAGGGCGUCGCCCGGCGGAGGCGUGUGCGGGAGGGUGCUUCGGCUUGCGAGCGUCCAGAUUCUUUUGGUUCUGUUCCUGACCCAAGGAGCUAGCUCAAAUUCCCACGACGGCAAAUCAGUGCCUUCUCAAGGUCUGGAAGCUGGAGACAAGGAUACUUACCUUAGCCAUUCCUGCAUCCAUGACGAAAUACUUCAUCAGCGGCGACGAGCCGGGCGGAAGGAAUACUCGGUCAUGCCACAAGUAUACCAUGAGCGCAGGGAGAAUGUUGGACAGCUAAGAGGAAGACACUUGCUGGGGCUGUCAUCUUGGCACUCUUCACAGAGGAAUGUCAAAAAGCCGAUACGGAUUUAUCUCAACUAUGAUGCUGUUGGGCACUCGCCUGACAGGGACUGUAAAACUGUUGGUGACAUUGUGAAGCUUGGCGAACCUCCUGUUCCAUCAAUACCAGGAACACCUGUCUGUGAUCCUCAUGGAGACCCACCAUUGGUGGGAGAUUGCUGGUACAAUUGCACCUUUGAGGAUAUAGCUGGAGAGGACAAGAAACAGCGGCUUCGGAAGGCACUGGGACAGACAGUAGAGUGGUUCAGGAAAGCCUUAGCUGUUGAACCUGUCAAGGGGAACCUUCGGCUCAGUGGGUACUCUGCUUGUGGUCAGGAUGGAGGUGUACAGCUCCCCCAUGCAUAUAUUGAAGAUGGUGUUGCGAAUGCUGAUUUAGUACUCCUAGUAACAACUAGGCCAACAACAGGUAACACCCUUGCAUGGGCUGUGGCCUGUGAGCGUGACCAAUGGGGCCGUGCAAUCGCAGGACAUGUUAAUGUGGCCCCUCGUCAUUUGACGGCUGAAGCAGAAACAUUACUUUCAGCCACCUUGAUACAUGAGGUUAUGCAUGUUCUAGGCUUUGAUCCUCAUGCCUUCACACAUUUUCGUGAUGAAAGGAAACGGAGGCGUGGUCAGGUAACUGUUCAAGUUUUGGAUGAAAAGCUUGGAAGAAUGGUCACGCGUGUUGUCCUUCCACGGGUUGUCAUGCACUCUAGGCAUCAUUAUGGAGCAUUUUCCCAAAACUUCACUGGGUUGGAACUGGAAGAUGGUGGAGGCAGGGGUACAUCAGGUUCACACUGGGAGAAAAGACUCUUAAUGAAUGAGAUCAUGACUGGGUCGGUGGAUACAAGAUCAGUGGUUUCAAAGAUGACUUUAGCAUUACUGGAGGACAGCGGGUGGUAUCAAGCUAAUUAUAGCAUGGCUGAGCAUUUAGAUUGGGGUCGAAAUCAGGGAACAGAGUUUGUUAUCUCUCCCUGCAAUUUGUGGAAAGGAGCAUACCGCUGUAACACAACUCAAUUGUCAGGAUGCACAUAUAAUAGGGAGGCAGAAGGUUACUGCCCUAUAGUAAGCUAUAGUGGGGACCUGCCCAAAUGGGCUCAAUAUUUCCCUCAAGCUAAUAAAGGUGGUCAGUCUUCGUUAGCAGAUUACUGUACGUAUUAUGUAGCUUAUUCAGAUGGUUCAUGCACUGAUGUAAAUAGUGCACGAGCACCGGACAGAAUGUUAGGUGAAGUGCGGGGAAGCAACUCAAGGUGUAUGGCCUCAACACUAGUGCGAACUGGUUUUGUUCGCGGAUCUAUGACACAAGGAAAUGGCUGUUAUCAGCAUCGUUGCACAAAUAACUCGUUAGAGGUUGCUGUUGAUGGGAUCUGGAAAUCAUGUCCGCAUACUGGUGGGCCUGUGCAGUUCCCAGGGUUCAAUGGGGAGUUGAUUUGUCCUGCAUAUCAUGAGUUAUGUAACACUGUGCCAGUUCCAGUAAGUGGCCAGUGUCCCAAGUCUUGUAGUUUUAAUGGUGAUUGCAUUGAUGGAACCUGCCGUUGCUUCCCUGGAUUUCAUGGCCACGACUGUAGCAGAAGGUCUUGCCCAGCUAAGUGCACUGGUCAUGGUAUAUGCAAAGCUAAUGGGAUCUGUGAAUGUGAAAAUGGGUGGACUGGGAUUGACUGCUCAACAGCGGUCUGUGAUGAGCAAUGUAGUUUGCAUGGAGGAGUCUGUGAUAAUGGUAAAUGUGAGUUCCGCUGUUCAGAUUAUGCGGGUUACACUUGUCAGAAGGGUUCUGCAAUACUGCCCAGCUUAUCAAUGUGCCAUGAUGUACUGGUUAGAGAUGCUGACGGACAGCAUUGUGCCCCAAGUGAACUUAGUAUACUACAACAGCUGGAAGCAGUGGUUCUUGUGCCAAAUUACAAUAGGUUGAUGCCGAGUGGGCGGACAUUCCUUAACUUCUUUAACAAUGCCAACUGUGCAGCAGCUGCAAAGCGGCUGGCCUGCUGGAUAUCAAUUCAAAGAUGCGACGAAGAUGGAGACAACAGGCUUCGAGUAUGCUACUCUGCCUGUGAGUUGUACAAUACAGCAUGUGGGGCGGGUCUUGAUUGCUCGGACCAGACCCUGUUUAGCAAGAGGGAAGAAGAAGAAAAGGGCGUUCCAUGCACAGGAUAUGGCGAGAAGAAGUCUUUCUGGCUAAUGACUAUAACUUCUCCAGGCGUUUCUUCCCUCUAAUAUCUCCGGCCACGGCUCGGAGAUUGUGUAAAGUAUAAUUGGCGAUGUCCUAUCCAUAUUCUUUUUCCUUUUCUUUUUGGCCACCACUUUCCAAUUGUAGGAUACGGGAAGCAGUGGCCCAUUUCACCUGGGCACCUGAAGAUGGGUGCCUGGUGUAUAAGCAGUGCUGGGGCGGGCUCUUUGUGUUUAGGAAGUUAGUCUGACUGGAAGGAGGGAAGAGUGAGAAGCUGGAGGUGGAAGGUAGAGUUUUUUUUCUCCUUUUUUGUCGCGUCAGAAUUAGUGGAGGAAUGUAAAGUGUAAUGUGUUGUAAUCCAUGACCAAUCAUUAACAAACAGAGCAUCUCAAUGAGAGCCCCCUAUGUUGUCUUGUGUGCUCA